AACAAUAAAAAAAAUCUGAAAUUGGAUUUGAAACCCUAGAGAAGGGUUUUAGAUAUAAUCAAUUCUCCGGGGAAGAAGAAGAAGAAGAAGAAGAAGAAGAAGAAGAAGAAGAAGAAGAAGAAGAAGAAGAAGAAUUGGGGGAAGAACGAAAUGAGUGGAGCAGGAGCACCCGAUUUCUUCUACAGAGAGGCUCAACGCCUUGGCUAUGUUGCAAGAUCCGCCUUCAAGUUGCUUCAGAUUCAGAACCAAUUCAAAUUGAUUACUUCAGGCUCCUCCGUCUUGGACCUCGGUUGCGCUCCCGGUGCCUGGCUGCAGGUAGCUUGCCAGAGUCUGGGGCCUCCCAGAAAUGGAGGCUCGGUUUUGGGUAUUGAUAUCAAGAAGGUAAAGGUUCCUCAUGUGCAUUGUGAUUCAAGGGUACAAACUGUUUGUGCUGAUGUUAUGAACCUUCCCAAAAGCAAAUUGAAGUCACUAUCCCCUAAGGAGAAGGGAUUUUCUGUAAUACUCUCAGACAUGUGCCCCAUAGUAUCUGGAAUCACCACUAGAGAUGCGGCAUUAUCAGUUGAAUUGGGUAUGCAAGCAGUUAAUUUGGCACUCGGAGAAGCUGCGUUAGGUGUUGGAGAAGUUAUACAUGGAAAGGACAAGGAUAGCAUCGAUGAUUCAACUUCAGCUUCGGAUUGUGAUGGCGUGUUACGAAAAGGAGGCCACCUUGUUUUAAAACUAUUGGAGAGUGAAGACACACAAGGUAGAAUUUUAUUUCCACAGCUGUUUUAUACUUGGUUUUGCCUGCCUUCACAAUCUUCCUUUAUCUCAGAAUUCAGUCGGAUGUUGAAACCACUCUUCAGAAAGUCAUCGUGGUUGAGGCCCAAGGCUACAAGAUCGUCGUCAAGAGAGAUUUAUCUGAUAUGUCAAAGCUUGCAGUUGCAGGCAAGAACAUAAAUAUUCAAAUUUUGAGCUGACUGCAGCAUACAACUAGAAUGAGAUAAGUGCCAAAUCAGAGUACUUUGAAGAACCAAAUUUCAAAUCAAGGUGGUCAGAUCGGAGCGGAGUUCCCAAGCAAUGUUUCGUCUGUUUUGGACCUUGGUUGCACUAGAGACGUAGAGAGAGGGUUUUUUCUAGAGCUAGACGCAAUGCAAAAUACUUGAGGGAUUUGUUGCGUGGCGACUUGCAUUAGUUGUGUUAGAUGAUUGAGUUAUUGCACAAGUUAUUGAGAGUUUUCUAGGCUAGUCGCAGUGCAAAAUAAUAUUAUUAAACUUGUUUGUUCAUAAUUUAGUCAACCAAUAGAAAUGGCUUUCAUUGUGUGAACCAAGAACUAAAAGGACAGUCUCUUUUGUUGAUAUCAUUUGCAUAUGAAAUUUCAGAAACAAAAUGAAACUUUCUACAA
Cucumis melo (muskmelon) is the source of this 1381-nucleotide messenger RNA. RefSeq lists its product as uncharacterized. Gene Ontology annotation, molecular function: rRNA (uridine-2'-O-ribose)-methyltransferase activity. The transcript is spliced from 5 exons. Bases 151 to 936 code for a protein of 261 amino acids. The record is from RefSeq and is a predicted model, not a curated record. Lineage: Eukaryota; Viridiplantae; Streptophyta; Magnoliopsida; Cucurbitales; Cucurbitaceae. Gene Ontology annotation, biological process: RNA methylation.